AUGGACUUCCCGAGAGCUGUCACCACACAGGCUCACGGAGCUCCAAGCCCGUUUAAGGAGUCAGAGGGACCAGGAGCUUUCCACAUGCCCAAGGUGACUGAGGGUAGACUCAUACUGAUGUUUAGGCUGAUCCUACAAGCUGGAAAAAGGGUAUCUGCCAAAGCGCAGUACAGACACUAUUUACUGCUCCCUUGUCAGAUGGAGGAGAGUGGUAACAGUGAAAAAGAUGUACUGGUAGUCUCACACAGAACGUCACAGUGGUUUCAACGAAAUGGACCUAUGAAUAUCAACCACUACGCAAAUAAGAAGAGCGCUGCGGAGAGCAUGUUGGACAUUGCCCUGCUGAUGGCCAAUGCAUCCCAGCUGAAAGCUGUGAUGGAGCAAGGACCUUCUUUUUCUUUCUACAUCCCACUUAUCAUUCUUAUCAGCCUGUCGCUCGCACUGCAAGUUAUGGUGGGAGUGCUCCUGAUAUUCCUUGUAAAAUAUGACCUUAACAACCCUGCAAAACAUGGAAAGCUGGAUUUCCUCAACAACCUUGCAACGGGACUAGUAUUCAUUAUAGUAGUUGUGAAUAUUUUUAUCACUGCCUUUGGAGUGCAGAAGCCAGUUGCUGAGUCAGCGUCAAGACAGUAAGUACAAGAGACCUGAAGCAUUCAUUUCUCCAUAGGUGCCAUUUGCACUUGAGCCAGUUACACUUGGACACAAUAGAAAAAAAAAAUAAUCUGAAGAAGCUGGACAUAUCGAGCAGCAUUCUCAAGCUUCCAACAACCAACACAUCUGUGCAC
Pygoscelis adeliae (Adelie penguin) is the source of this 785-nucleotide messenger RNA. RefSeq names its product ninjurin 1 (gene NINJ1). The transcript has 5 exons. Gene Ontology annotation, cellular component: membrane. Bases 1 to 633 code for a protein of 210 amino acids. The record is from RefSeq and is a predicted model, not a curated record. Gene Ontology annotation, biological process: tissue regeneration; cell adhesion. Lineage: Eukaryota; Metazoa; Chordata; Aves; Sphenisciformes; Spheniscidae.